AUGCAAGAAGAGCUAAAUGAAUUUAAGAUGAGAGAUAUUUGGGAUCUGACACCUAGAACAAAGAAAAACAUUAUUGGAACCAAGUGGAUUUUGAAAAACAAGCUAAAGGACAAAUAUGAAGUGGUCCGAAACAAGGAAAUACUUGUUGCACAAGGCUACAGUCAACAAGAGGGCAUUGAUUACACUAAGACAUUUGCUCCGGUGGCCAGAUCUACUAAUGGCAUUCUUUGCCAAGAACUUUCUAAAUUUCUGCCGCUUGAAUUUGAAAUGAGUAUGAUGCGAGAAAUUAAGUCCUUCUUAGGGAUAUAUAUUCAGCAAAGUGAAAAAG
Cicer arietinum (chickpea) is the source of this 328-nucleotide messenger RNA. The record is from RefSeq and is a predicted model, not a curated record. NCBI's taxonomy places the organism in Eukaryota, Viridiplantae, Streptophyta, Magnoliopsida, Fabales, Fabaceae.